Molecule: messenger RNA, 804 nt
Organism: Dictyostelium discoideum AX4
Lineage: Eukaryota; Evosea; Eumycetozoa; Dictyosteliales; Dictyosteliaceae
Gene: sr
Product: sepiapterin reductase
Exons: 3
Coding region: 1-804 (267 amino acids)
Source: RefSeq, a predicted model, not a curated record
AUGAGUAAAGUUUUAGCAAUUGUUACAGGUGCAAGUAAAGGAUUUGGAAAAGCAAUUGCACAAGAAAUUGUUAAAUGUAAUCCAAAUAAAAAUCAAUUAAUUGAUUUAGUUUUAUUUGCAAGAUCAUUAGAUGGAUUAAAAUCAACUAAAGAAUCAAUUGAAACAAUUUCAACCAAUGCCAAAGUUAUUGAUUUACAAAGUUUAGAUAUGUCAAAUAUUCCAGAUGUUGAAUUAAAAUUUAAAUCUGUUUUAGAAAAUAUUAAAUGGGAAGAAUAUUCAAAGAUUUGUUUUUUUAAUAAUCAUGGUACAUUAUAUCAUUUAGGUCGUAUUGAAGAUUUUUCAGAUUUUAAAAAUAUUCAAAAAGAUAAUGAUACCAAUACAACAUCAUUUGUAGUUACAACAUCAUUAUUAGUAAAGAAAUUAAAAGAACUUGGUUCACAAUAUUCAUCAGAAGUAACAAUUGUAAAUUCUUCAUCACUUUGUGCAAUUAAAGCUUUUCCAACUUGGAGUUUAUAUUGUUCUUCAAGAGCAUAUCGUGAUAUGUUUUUCCAAGCACUUUCUUUAGAAUAUAAAUUAAAUGAUAAAUUUAAAGUUUUAAAUUAUUCAUUAGGUGUAUUAGAUACUGAUAUGCAAAGUCAAGUUAGAGAAGAAUGUUCAGAAGAUGAUAAAUCAUUUUAUGUUGGUUUAAAAAAUGAUGGUAAAUUAAUUAAUCCAAAUAGAUCUGCUUCAAUUUGUUCAAAUUUAGUUUAUUCUCAUAAAUUUGAAACUGGUUCUCAUUUAGAUUAUUAUGAUUUAGAUAAAUAA